Molecule: messenger RNA, 3377 nt
Organism: Poecilia reticulata (guppy)
Lineage: Eukaryota; Metazoa; Chordata; Actinopteri; Cyprinodontiformes; Poeciliidae
Gene: pnpla3
Product: patatin-like phospholipase domain containing 3
Biological process (GO): positive regulation of triglyceride catabolic process; lipid homeostasis; triglyceride catabolic process
Cellular component (GO): membrane; lipid droplet; cytoplasm
Molecular function (GO): triacylglycerol lipase activity
Source: RefSeq, a predicted model, not a curated record
UUUACGCGCAGCUGCUUUCGCUCAGUUGCUUCCACUCGGCUAGCAGCAGAGACAGUAUCUCCAGGUCCCGUCUCGUCCCAGCUUAGGGUACCCCAGCCGGGGCAUGUCCCGCCAUGUUCGACCUGAAGGCCGGCUGGAACCUGUCCUUUGCCGGGUGCGGCUUCUUGGGGAUCUACCACAUCGGAGUGGCCAGCUGCCUGCUGGAGAAAGCCCCGUACCUUGUGAAAGGAGCCACCCGGCUGUACGGGGCCUCUGCCGGGGCGCUCACCGCCUCGGUACUCGCAAGCCAAGCAUGCAUAGCGAAAUGCUGUGAGGACGUCAUCGAGGUGGCAAAGGAAGCCAGGAAGAGAAACCUGGGCCCACUCCACCCAACCUUCAACCUGGUGAAGGUCCUGAGGUCCGGCCUGAACCGGGACCUGCCCUCUGAUGCUCACGUCCUGGCCUCUGGCAGGCUCUGCGUCUCUCUGACCAGAGUAUCAGACGGAGAGAAUGUGCUGGUGUCAGAGUUCAGUUCCAAAGAGGAGCUCAUUCAGGCUCUGGUCUGCAGCUGUUUCAUCCCCAUCUACUGUGGACUGAUUCCGCCAUCCUUCAAAGGAGUGCGGUAUGUGGACGGUGGAAUUAGUGAUAACCUGCCUCAGUCGGAGCUGAAGAACACCAUCACUAUCUCACCCUUCUCUGGUGAAAGCGACAUCUGCCCUCGGGAUAAUUCCACCAGCUUCCAUGAGCUCCGCUUCACUAACACCAGUAUCCAGAUGAACAUGGGGAACCUGUACCGCCUCAGCAGAGCUCUGUUUCCCCCUGAGCCCAAGGUUCUGGCUGACAUGUGUCAGAGCGGCUAUAAGGAUGCUCUGCGCUUCCUUCAGGAGAACAACCUGCUAAUGCUACACUGCCCCAGUCGCAGCCUGCCAGACAGCUCUGGAAUCGCCCCCGGCUCUGGCCCCGGCUCCAGCAGCUGCUGCUCCAAGCCUGCUGAGAGCACCAAGGAGUGGGUGCUGCGUAGACUCCGCCUGCUGCACAACAAGCACUGGUGGCUGGAUGAACACAUUGUUCUGCCCACUCACAUAAAGAAAGUGUUCUGUGAGGCCUGCCAAGACAAAUCGGGCCUUUAUGCCAGAGUGUCUGGCAUGCUGCCACUGAGAGUUGCUUCCUAUAUGCUGAUGCCAUACACACUUCCAGUCCAGUCAGCGUAUUCUGUGGCCCAGAGGUUUGUGGAGUGGAUCCCAGAGGUUCCUGCUGACGUGCGCUGGCUGUUUGGGGUGGCAGGUGACGUGUACAGACAGGCCUGGAAACCCAACGCAGCUGCUGCCAAUAGUGAGCGCUGCCUGAGGAAAUGCUUGAGCGUCCCGCCGCUCCCUUCAGAGCCUGAGAGUCCCACACAGGCUAUUGUCCCUGCUCUUUCUUCCUUUGACCUCCAUAGCAACUACUGGGACAUCCCAUCAUCUACCUCCUCCUCCCUCCCUGCCCCCACCUCCCCACAGCAAGUCUGCUUCUUUGUUGGCUCACAGGAUGAGGCUCAGAGCCCUGAACCGCUGUGAAAACCUGGCCUUUGACUGGACUACAUUCUGCUCCCUCUGGGUGGAGGGAAGGUGGAGUGAGCCUCAUGAGGACUUGGCCCCUCCCACUAGGGAGCAGAGAUGUGCUUCAAGGCAGAUGAAUGUAACUCUACCUGUUAGCUGUAAAUUUGCACAUAUGUAUUUAUUCCAAAGCAUUUAUCUCGAUUCAUAUUUUAUUUUUCUGUCCAUUAACCAAUUUUUCUCUACAUCAACACAUUGGAGUUUCACUGUGAUGGGUCUUCAGUAAGUGACUUUAGAAGUAUUUCAUGUAAGUUUUGGAGGUGAUGGAAAGUCAGUUCUUUGAAAAACUGAUGGUCAAUUUGUUUGAAGUCUUUAAAAAUGUGGAAAAUAUGGAGUUUGCUUUCAGUGUUUUUAAAAGUUUUAAUAUGUAUGGAAAAAGAUACAGUUUCUGAACUGUAUUUAAAGACAAAAAAAAUCUGGACUUCCAAAAUUAAAUGCUUUUAUAUUUACUUUUAAAAUAUAAAAACAGUCUUGUUUUCCAUUGUAAAACUGUUUUUGCUCAAUAAUUCAAACCAUACCAUACAUUGCCUAUUUUAUUUAAAUUUGAAAAGUGACUGCUGAAGUGUGUGGUCAGAAAGAUUGGAAUUGUUUAUCUAAACUUUAUUUAGUUAUCUAAUUCAACCUUAACCAUUUCCAUCUAGCCAACAGUAAUGCAUACUAAUAAAAACACUAUUUCAAUCAGUUCAGGGUGUUUUGUUAUGAGCUGCAGAUCAGAUGAUGACUCAUGAGUAAUAAUUUGGGGUUUCAUAAAUAAUUAGUAAAGUUGAUGCAUCUCAUUAGUUCCUGGAAUCCUGGCCUUUCUGUCCCCGAUUACAUUCGCAGCCUUACAACAGAAUAACACUGUACCAAUAGACACACAAACAAUUAAUGGGCUUCCAAAAGAUCUUGAUUACAUAAUAAUAUGGAGUUAAAUAAUGUUGCCUUCAUGAUUUUGCAGCUGCAUGCCAUGCUGUAAUAUCAGCAACAUGUCCAUGCAACAGUCAUGUUGCAGUACAGUGAGAAUGGUUUUAAGGUCUAAAAUAUGGACGGGGCUAAACAUCUUCAUAAAUUGUUUCAUUUGCUUCUCCUUUUCAAUCUAACAAUAUACCAGUCAGUUUGUUGCUUUAUUUUCACUUAAUCUGCCUAUUAAAACUGCAAUACUGUCGUCUUAGGAGUUUGAAUUGAUUGCAUGGCUUAUUUGAAAUAAUUACAAAUAUUUUUUUCUUCCAUUCUGAUUAACUGGGAUGUUCUCUGAAGAUUUGUUCCACAACCAGUUCUAGAGCCGUUUGAUUUUCCCAUCUCUACAUCAGUUCAGAUGUGACUAAAGUUCAAUAAAUUCUACAUCAACUGUAAUCUUAAAUAACUUCAGUUCAAUUUAAAAAUACUUUUUAUUCCUAAAAGGGAAAUUAAAUGUUGUAUGAUGUGACUUUUACAGACAGGUAGAUGGAAGGAAAGAUGGAGGAGCAAUAGAGCAGGAUGGACAAUCAGCAAGGUCAGACAUAUUAUUCUUUAGGAAAGAAACGGCUGCUCCAACCAGGUGCUGCCUUCUGUGGGGUUAACAUAGAAAUGACCAAAAGUUUUACUGCCCUCAUUCCAGGACACCACAUUUUCAAGCUUGUGUGUAUUUGGAGAUAUCUAAUAUGAUGUUACCAAUAACUUCAACCAGACUUUUGAGAGAAAUUCUGAAUUAAAAUUAAUUUAUGGUUAAUGAUGACAUAUUGCUUGUUCAGCCAUGAUUUUUUUUUCCCUUUAUGUUGUGUGUUCUGUAGUCAUGGUGACUGGUAAGCUUUUUUUCAACAUUCAAAAUAAAGUUUUAUUGUACCA